Closterium sp. Naga37s-1 is the source of this 6288-nucleotide messenger RNA. The record is from the annotation of a GenBank genome assembly. Lineage: Eukaryota; Viridiplantae; Streptophyta; Zygnematophyceae; Desmidiales; Closteriaceae.
AUGGCGACCAUUAUGAAUAAUGUAGAGAGACCGAGUGUUUUGUCAACUCACAAGGGUCGAGAUUCCGAGGUCGCUGCCGGAAUGUCGACGAUGGGGAUGGUGGUGGGCCAUUCGCACUUGGUGCAGUUCGUGCUGCGGCCCGGUGACGGCUCGAUAAUCCACGCGAGUAAAGGCGCGGUCAAGACGCUCGGCUACUCGCGCGACGAGCUGUUAUCGACGUCUCUUCUCCGCCUGGCCGCCCCUUUCCCGCUGAGCGACUGGCGCGCAGUCGUGCAGCGCCUAGAGACCGCGCAAAUCGACUCCGCCGCGCUCCCGCUCACCCUCACGUGCCCCGCCACUGCACCCGCCGCUUCCGCCUCGUCCGCCGCGGCUUCUGCUGCAGCGGCAGCCCUUUUAGGUGCGGGGGAAGGCGCAUUCGGCGGGGGGAGCGGAAGUGGCGGAGGGGGCGGAAGGGGCGGAGCAGCAUGGGGAGUCUCUGCAGAAAGGGGAAGCGUUUCGCAGCAGCAUCCGCAUUUCCCUGCUGUGUCUGCGCUUUCUGCGCAUAUAGACGAAGCAGAUGGAAUUUCAAGAGGCGAAUCUGGGAAAUUUCUCGUUCUGCCGUCCUAUCCGGGCACCCCUGGAGGCUCGUUCACACUUUCUGGGGGAACUUCCCCUUUUAGGGUUUCCAGCCCCACCCCGUCCACCUCCCCGUACGCUCUAGACCCCCUUGCGGCAAUGUCUGAGUCGGAAGGAGAGGAGGGGAAGGGCGUGAGGAGGUUCAGCAAGCAAAGGACUGCGUCUGGAUCCGAUAUGGGCCGGUUUGCGGGGGACGGUGAUGUGCUUAUAACGGGGUUUGAUGCAAGCGAAGGAGCAGGAGGGUUGGGGGAAGUGAGGAGUGGAGGAGCAAAGGCAGGUAGUAGCUUUGGUAGUGGCGGUGGUGAUGGUGGUGGAGGAGGAAGAAGUGGACCAAUUGGCUCGGAGAUUGAGGGGCGUUUCGAUGCAAUACCCUUAUCCCCGUUCUCCACCACCUCUUCAUGGGAACCUCCUCCUCUUCCUCUUCCUUCUUCUGUUACGCUCCCUUCGGCUGGCCCCAUUUCUGCUGCUCCUGUUACUGCUCCUUCUGCUGCUGCGGAUCCUCCCGACAGCUCUAGUCUGGUAACCACCACCCCCACCACUGUUACCACCGUCAGCAGUGGCACCGGCAGUAGCAGGGGCAUAGGGAGCAGCAACGGCAUAGGCAGCAGCCGCACCAGCUUUACCCGUGCUGACAGUGAGUCCCGCAGCAGCCGCCUUCCUGCCAACCUUACAAGUAGCAGCCUAGCUGGUAGCACCCUUACAGGUAACAGCCUUCCGGGUAAGAGCCACACUAGAAGCGGCUGGACGGGCAGCAGUCACACAGGCAGCAGCAGUGCCAGUAGCUUCACGGGGUUCAGGGGCGCUGGGGCGGGGAACCUUAUAGCGAGUGAGCAGCUGGGCGGGGAGACGGUUAAUAUGGAGCAGUUGGAGCUGCCUGUAGCGGGGAUGGCUGGGUUCUGGAGUGAGGAGGAGGGGAGGGCGACGGGGGAGCGUGCGAGAGGGAGUGGGUGGAGCAACAGAGAAGGCGACGCUAGUGGUGAUGUGAGUGGUGGUGGUAUCAGUGGCGGUGGUGGUGGAGGGAGUGGGGGGAAGGGCAAACAGCUGCAGAGUACACAGCAGAGUUCCGCCGGUCAGGGUUUGGCUGCCCAGGAUUCUGCUGUUCAGAAUCUGGCCACUCCGGAUUCAGCCGCCCAGGUCUCAGCCGCGCAGGUCUCAGCCGCCCAGGCUGGUGCUGCUGCCACUGCUGCUGGUUCUGCUGGUGCUGGUGCUGGUGCCGCUGCUGCUGGUGGUGGUGGUGGUGGUGAUGCUGGUGCUGCUGCUGCAGGGACAGCCCCUCCAUCCCCUCGCCGUGCUGCUGCUGCUGCUGCUGCUGCUGCUGCUGGUGGUGCUGCAUCAGGUUCUGGACCCAAAUUUGCUGGUAGAGCUAGUGGUGGGUCUGAGUCUGACAGUUCUUCCAGGGGCAGGAAGAGUGCUGGGUGGAAGCGAGGAGACGGGCCAUGGAGAGCAGACGGGGAGAGGAGGCGCAGGAGCGCGAGUGGUGUGGACGUGCAGAGGAGAGUGAACAAUGAGGGAGAGGAGAUGGGAGUGGAGCAGGGAGAGGGGGAGGGAGAGGUGGGAGAAGCGGGGGCGUUGAGAGGCCGCGCUGCUGGUGCUGUUGGUGGUGCUGGUGCUGCCAAUGGUGCUGGUGCUGCAGGUGCUAGUGGUAGCAGGGAUUGCGGCUGGGAUAGCAAUAGGGAAGACAACAGCAGGGGGGGCAGCAGGGGUGCGAGCAGCAGUAACCGGGAGGACAGUAGGGGGCAUAGUAUGAGCAGCAGGGGAGACAGCAGGGGGGUGAGCAUGAGCAGCAGGGGGGGAAGCUGUGAGAUGGUGCAUGUGCAUGCGAUGGUGGAUUUGCAGCUGUUUCACAUCGUAGGCUGCUCUGACCUCGUUGCUACAGUGCAUUUGCCCUCUCCCUACACCCGGCAACAACACCAGCAGCAACAGCAGCAGCAGCAUCAGCAGCAGCACCACCAGCAGCGGCAUGAGCAGCCACAACAGCACUCGCUCCCACUCUCUCCUACACUCGCUCUCACUUCCCCUCUGUCCUCAUCGCUCCCUCUCACUUCGCAUAUCCCUUCAUCAUCCCCCCAUGGCAUAUCCUCUUCUCAUUCACUCCCCCCAUCGUCCCCCAGACCUCCUUCUCAAGCCACGUCCCCCCUCCCUCUCCUUCUCACUCCCCAACGUUCCCACCACUCACCCUCCUCCUCUCCCUCUCCUCUCUCCUCCCCCUUCCCUCUCUCCUUACACUCUCCUCACUCCCCCUUACCGCCCACCACUCCCUCCCAUCUUUCCCCACAGCCCCCACCCCCCCAUCUCUCCGCAUCCCACCUCAUCACAAGAAAUUCGUUACAGUCACCUGCGACAAGCUCUCUAGCGUGGGAGAGUGCUUCCUCUUAUCAAGAUGUGCUUACAACGGAGGCUGUGGAGAGGGGCAGGCCUCUACUGGACCUGGCAGGCAUAGGGGCUGUGACUCUAACGGAGGAGGAGGGGAGGGUUACCCUGUGCAACCCGGCGGCCAAUAGGAUGCUUGCGGGGAGAUUCUCGGCCAAUGGGGCGGCUCUGGGGGGAGUGCCAGCAUGGCAGGUGGAAGGGCGGGUGCUGAGCGAUUUUGUUGAUGAAGCCUCGCGUGCUGCUUUCGUGGUGAGUGGAGUGGGGGAGGUGGAGUGUCGGGGGGUGGAGUUCCGGGAACGAGGCGGGUCCGACUACACGGCUGUGUGCACGGGCCUAGCGCAGCGCUCCCAGCAGGAAGUGCGGGUGAGAGCAGCAGAUGGGGCGAUCAGAUGGGUGCGGCUCACAUGCCACCGCAUCAAAUCGAGAGCGGAUAGUAAAGCACCGCAACGCAUUAGUUCAGAGGGCGGUGUGCCUCACCGUUACCACGCAACGCCUCACAGCUCUAUAAACCCGAAUAGUGACGGUGAGCCUUACCGCAUCAGAGCAGGCUCACCACCCGUCGUCGCGACGAGUUCGGAGGGUGAUUUGCCUCGCAUCGCCGCAAUUGCAGAAGUUGGUCCAUCACAUGGUAUCAGAGCAGCAGGCUCACUGUCACCACAGGUCGCACUGAGUUCGGAGGGUGAUGCGACUCACAGCACCGCAGCAGGCUUGCUGGUCACGAGUACAGAUGGUACAAGUGCGGAGGGUGGUGCCACUCCUCACACCGAGCCCACUCGCUGUUCCAUUGGUCAAGGGGCAAGUGAGGGGGAAGGAGGAGCUGUAGCAGCGAAGGAUGUAGCAGAAACGGCUGUAGCAGAAGCGGCUGUAGCAGAAGGGGCUGUAGGUGGGGAAGUUGCAGCUGAAAAUGCUAGAGUUGGGGAGGCUGCAGCUGGGGUUGCUGCAGCUGAGCUGGCGAACGAAGGGAAAGAGGAUGGCGGUUUGAAUGGAUACAGAGGAGAAGGGAGGGGUGUGGUUAUUGAGCGACCAGGCGAGGAGGAGGAGGAGGUGGAAAGGAGAGAGGACGGGAAGGAGGAGCGAGAGGAGGAGCGUAAGGCACAGGAAGAGGAGGACGGGAAGGAGGAGCGGAAAGAGGAAAGGAAAGAGGAGCGAGAGGGGGAGGGCGAGGAGGGGGGAGAUGAGGAGGAGAAGGUGAGGGAGGUGCAGGUGCUGUGUCUAUUGGAGGAUAUCAGCGACAGGAAGGCACUGGAGCAGAGCAUGUGGAAAUAUAAGAUGAUGGUGGAGAAUCUACCGGGGGGCGCCGUGCUGAUGACAAGAGCACUGGACGGUCGACAGGAGGUGCUCAUCAACUCCACCGCCGCCCACCUGCUGGGGUGCGCCCGCGGGGACAUUGACAGCGUUGAGAAGUGGUUUCAGGCGCUGUAUGGGCGGGAGAAUGCGGCGAAAGCGCAGAGGAAGUACGAGGGGAGAAGGAUGGGCGCUGCGCGGAACAGCGUUUUCAAUACUGUGCUGCCAAUUCGGCGCAAGGACGGGUCGAAGCUGCUGUUAGAUGCCACGUCAUACUCGCUGGGUUUCGGCGACAUGUGGCUUGUCAACGACAUCACAGAGAGCCGCAAGAACCAGUUCAAGUUCAAGAUGCUCUUUGAGCUCUCCUCCGACCCGAAACUACUCUUAACAAAGGACGGGCGCGUGUUUGACUGCAACCAGGCGGCAGUGAGAAUCCUCAAGUGCCCCACCAAGGAGUCUCUCCUCGGCCGCACGCCCUGGCGCCUCUCGCCUCUCCAGCAGCCCACCACCAAGCAGCCCGCCUCCGCUCUUAAAGCCAUUCUCGCCCACCUCGCCGCCUCCAACCAGCCCCCCAACCGAACCUCAGGCCCGGGAUCCUCAGGCUCGGGAAACUUCUAUCCGGGCCUCUCCGGUUCGUCGUCACUGUUUCCUGCCACCGCUGCCGCCACCGCUGCUGCUGCCUCCGGCUCGGCGGGUGGUUCGGCAGGAGUCUCGGCAGGAGGCUUGGCAGCAGCAGACGCAACCAGUGGCCUGGCGGGAGACUUGGUGGGAGGCACGGGGAACAGGUGGCGGCGGUUCGAGUGGGUUUUCCGGGACGAAGAGGGAGGAGAAGUGCUGGUCGAAGUCCUCUGCCGCAUGGUGGAGUUCUUCGGGGAAAACGUCUACCUCAUGGUGUGGCAUGAUAUAGCCGAGGUGAAGCGGAAGGAGGCGGACUUGCAGCGGGCGAAGCUCGAAGCAGAAAAAGCCAGCCUGGCGAAGACCCAGUUCCUGGCGAAUAUGAGCCACGAGAUUCGGACCCCGAUGAACGGUGUGAUCGGGGUCGCGGAGCUGCUACUGGAUACGCCCUUGUCGGAGGAGCAGCAGAUGCUGGUGAAUACGAUCCGGUCGUCGAGCCAGGGCUUGCUGCAUAUCCUGUCGGAUAUUUUGGACCUGAGCAAGAUUGAGAAUGAGAGGAUGGCACUGGAGUUUGCGGAGUUUGACGUGAGGGAGCAUCUUGCGCACUCUCUGGCGCUCUAUGAGGUGUCUGCCCGAGAUAAGAAGCUGCAGCUCAAGUCCCACGUGAGUCGGGACGUGCCCCUAAAGAUCCUAGCAGACGCAGUGAGGGUGAGGCAGGUUCUUCUCAACCUCGUUUCCAAUGCCAUCAAGUUCACCGCCCGCGGCCGCGUCACCGUGCGCAUCUCCACCGUCGAUCCCGCCGACACAGACGGCGGCGGCGGCGGGCGGCGGCGCGAGUCGUUUUCGUCUCUAGCGCCGCUGCUGCAGCUGGAGGAGAGGCGGGGGGAGCCUGUGGAUAAAGUCCUGCUCAAGUAUUCAGUCUCAGACACAGGAAUCGGAAUCUCCAAGGACGUGCAAGGGAGCUUGUUCCAGGCAUUCACACAGGCGGACAACACCACGUGUCGUAGGUUUGGCGGCACAGGGCUGGGGCUGGCGAUAUGCAAGGCUCUGGUGAACCUGAUGGGGGGCGAGAUCUCUGUGACCAGUGUGGAGGGACAUGGCUCCACCUUUGAGUUCACCGUCUGUGCGGGAGUGAGUGAGGACGUGGGCCAGUGUGGGUCAGGAAAAGGGGGUGAAGCAGCAGGAGGGGGACAGCAGGAGGGGGAGCAGGGGUUGGGGGAGCAGCAGGAGGGGGACAGCAGGAGGGGGAGCAGCAGGGGGGGGACAGCAGGAGGGGGAGCAGCAGGAGGGGGAGCAGAGGUGUGCUUUGCUGCGGGCAUGGACCACUUCCUCACCAAACCCAUCCGCCCCAAGGACCUGCAGCAGCUCCUGCUCUCCCUCGCCACUUCCCCGCCAAAGGCAUGA